UUAGCACACAUCAAUUCGUUAACCAAUUGUUUAUCUUUCAUAACACCAUCCCAUGCUUUUGUCCGAAGACCAUAAACCACGUCAAAUCAACUUCACCUACCACACAAAGCAAACACUUCCCUCAUUCGUUGACUUUCUUUCUUUGUUCUGAUCCCAUCUGAUCUGCUUCACUUGAGAUUCAACCAUGGCUGAAAAACUUUAUGGUGGAGCUUACCUCUCUCCCUUUGUUGAUGCUGUUUUGGACAACCUGACUUCAAUACUUGAAGAAGAAGACUCUUUCCUCGAAAGGAACAACUUGCUUGGAAGGUUGCAGAAUUGUCUGUAUGAUGUUGGACCUGUUCUUGAUGAUGCUGAGCUGAAGCAGUUUACUGACAAGAAAGUGAAGAAGUGGCUUGUUGAUCUUCAAGAUGCUCUCUUUAUGGCUGAUGACUUGCUCGAUGAACUCUCCACUAAAGCCGCUAUUGCUGGCACUCAAAGGGAUCCAGGUAACUCUUCCUCCUGGUCUUGCCUUGUUGAUUCAUAUAUAGAAGAUACUGGUGACAUGGAAAAAAUAGUUGGCACACUAGAGUCUGUUGUAAGACGCAAAAUCUAUCUUCGUCUGAAGGAGAGUACCAAGGUGGACAUGUCAUGGAGAAUUCCAUCCACAUGUCUUGUUGAACCAUCGGAGAUAUGUGGCAGGAAAGAAGACAAAGUGGCCAUACUGAAACUGUUGUUGGAUGAUGAUGAUGCUGCUGAUGGUGAUUUAUCUGUGAUUCCCAUUGUGGGCAUGGGCGGAAUAGGAAAGACUACUUUGGCCCAAUUGCUUUACCACGAUGACAAAGUGAAGGAGAAUUUUGAUUUUCGAGGUUGGGUUUGUGUGUCAGAAGAGUUUGAUGUUGUCAAGGUCACCAAGACUGUAAUCGAGGCAAUAACUUCAAGUUCUUGUAACUUGACAGAUUUGAAUUUACUUCAGCUUGAUUUAAAGGAAAAGUUGUCGAGGCAAAAGUUCUUCAUUGUCUUGGACGACGUAUGGAAUGAAAAUUAUAGUGAUUGGGAUAAGCUUCUAAAACCUUUUCAAAAAGGGGUUAAGGGAAGUAAAAUUCUCAUAACUACUAGAAACAAAAAUGUGGCUUCUUUAGUGCAGACUGUUUCACCUCAUGAACUAAGAUCAUUGUCCGAUGAAGAUUGUUGGUUGGUGUUUACAAAGCAUGCACGUCUGUCAACUGUUUCUGUGGAGAAUCCAACCCUGGAAAAAAUCGGCAGAGAUAUCGUAAAGAAGUGUGAUGGAUUGCCCUUGGCAGCUCAAGCCCUUGGAGGCUUAUUGCGUGGAAAUUCUGAUAUCAGAUAUUGGAAUCAUUUACUGAAGAGUGAAAUUUGGGAGCUCUCCAACGACAGAAUAAAUGUUGUUCCAGCGUUAAGGAUAAGUUAUUAUUUUCUUCCUUCAUAUUUGAAGCAGUGCUUUGUUUAUUGUUCCUUGUAUCCCAAGGACUAUGAAUUUAGCAAGGAUGAAUUGAUGUUGUUAUGGAUGGCAGAGAAUUUUUUACAACCAGUAGGAAAAAAGACCAUGGAAGAAGUUGGUGGUGAAUAUUUUGAUGAAUUAAUUGCGAGAUCAUUUUUGCAACCUCAUAGUACCGAGGAAAAGAAAUUUGUGAUGCAUGAUCUUGUUCAUGAUUUAGCAAUGACAUAUGCUAGAGAAUUCUAUUUCAGAGCUGAAGAGCUUCGGAAUGCAGUUGAGGUUGAUAUUAAAGCUCGUCAUUUGUCACAUAACGCCAAAGGCAAUUAUCCAAUGUCAAAUCUUUUGGGAGUUUGUGAUAGACUAAAACAUACAAGGACAUUUCUUGAAAUCAACUUGAAAGAGUGGAUUCCAUUCAAUAUGGAAAAUGCACCUUGUAUCAUGUUGUCACAGUUGAAGUACCUGAGAGCUUUGUCGUUCAAAAGCUUUCCUCUUGAGUCAGUGCCUGAUUCAAUAUCUGAGUUGAUUCAUUUGCGUUAUUUGGAUCUUUCUGGGACUUACAUUGUGUCACUGCCGGGGUCUUUUGGUAGUCUGUACAAUUUGCAGACCUUGAAGCUAUUUCGAUGUGAAAAACUGAAAAUGCUUCCGGUUGGCAUGAAAGAUCUUGUAAAUUUGCGCCAUCUUGAUAUUAGAGAGACUGGUCUGUCUGAGAUGCCGGAAGGCAUGAGCAAAUUGAAAAGUUUGCAGUUUUUAAGCGACUAUGUUGUUGGGAAGUGUGAAGAGAAGAAGAUCACAGAAUUGGGAGCACUUGCAAAUCUACAGCAAUGUAUUUCCAUUGCCAAAUUGGAGAAUGUGGUCAACGGCAGUGAAGCUUCGAUGGCAAGAAUGUUUGAUAAGGAAGGCAUUAGCUCUUUGAGCUUGAGGUGGUCAUCGGAUAAAGAUGAGAAUACCGCUGAUUCCCAAAUAGAAAGAGAGAUACUUAACAAGUUACAACCUCAUAGUAAUUUGAAAGGACUAGAAAUCGAGGGUUAUAGGGGUACAACAUUUCCAGAUUGGUUGGGACAUUCUUCCUACCACAACAUCACCAAAAUAACAUUGCGUAGUUGCAGGAAUUGUCGAAUGCUUCCUUCACUUGGGCAGUUGCCCUUUUUGAAGAACCUAUACAUUUCAGAGUUUGACAGUGUGGGGAUUGUGAAUGCUGAGUUUUACUUUAACCAGAAUGGUGAAUCUUGUUUGGAGACACCACCAUUCCCAAUGCUUGAAACUCUUUGGUUUCAAUCAAUGCCUCACUGGAAGGAGUGGCGUUCAUUGGAGUUCAAUGCAUUUCCUCGACUUAGGGAGCUUACCAUAAGGGAGUGUCCGAUGUUGAGAGGAGAUUUGCCGAAUCAUCUACCAUCUUUGCAAUCACUUAAAAUUUUCAAUUGCGAGCAGCUCAGUUGUUGUCUUCCAAGUGCUCCUGCAGUUAGCACUCUAUACAUUGAUGGUGGCAAUAAAGUGAGAAUUUCGGAGCUUCCUCCUUCACUGCGUCGUCUAUCAAUUGAAGGAAACCAUCAAGUGGAGUCCGUGGUGGAUGUCAUUACGCACACGAAACUGAUUUACCUCACGUCUUUAUCCAUCUCAGGUUGUUCCUCCCACAUAUGGUUUCCAGUGAGUGCUAUUCCCCCAUCGCUAAAAAAGUUGACGAUCGAGAGUUGUGGAGAACUAGAAUUCGAAAUGGAUGGGCAACAUCACUCGCUGCAGAAACUAUCAAUACGGAACAGCUGUGAUUCACUUACAUCCUUCUCGUUGUUGGAUGCCUUUCCAAAUCUCAAGGAUGUUGAAAUCGACAAGUGUGAAAAGAUGGAGUCUAUUGUGGUGUCACGCUCUCUUUCAUCUCUCCGUUCUUUAUAUAUCUACGAGUGUAGGAGUUUGAAGUCCGUGUUGACAAUAUGGAUGGCAGCACCUCAGCUAGAGCAUCUCACAUUACUGGGUUGCCCAGAGGUUGAUUUGUCUCCUACUGGGGAUGGGGUUCCACACUGCAGCCUCAGAUCUCUUGAAAUCAGCUACAGCAAGAAACUGGUGAGCUCUGCAGCAUUCAAGAAUUCGCAAUUUCAUGGGCUUACUUAUCUUUCCAUUGAUGGUGAAUACGGCGAGAGUGUGAAAUCCCUCCCAAAGGAAGGUUGGUUGCCUGCCUCCCUUGAGUCUCUCAGACUGUUUCGCAUGAAAAGUGUGGAGACGUUGGAAUGCAAGGGACUUGCCCACCUCACCUCCCUCCAGAAACUAAUUAUUCAGCAUUGUGACAAGUUGGAGAAUAUGGAGGGUGAAAAGCUGCCUGCCUCUCUAAUAAAACUAAGCGUCUAUAAAAGCCCUUUGCUGGGCAAUCGAUGUGAGAAGAAGGAUCCACAGGUUUGGCCCAAAAUCUCCCACAUCCCCGCCAUUCAAGUUGAUAGCAGAUGGAUUUGGUAAUCCAACAACUUCAACAGAUUAUCCAUCGACCCAACAAAACUUCUCCACCUAUGCUUUCUCGCUGCAUGAACAAUAUUCAAUCAUUGCAAUACACAGGGCUGAAUGCUGAGAAAUAAGACAGGAACAGUAACAAGGGAGAGCCACAAUCAUGGACACAAUUGAGCAAGUCACCAUUUAACACCUUAGCUUCUUUAUUUCCUUUUCGAAUCUACCCUUUUGAACAUUGAGACUUUUGGUUUCGUUUCUGCUUUCUAGAAAUUUCAUGGUCAUGCUUCUUUUUGGAAGAUUCAUGUUGGUACAUUCUGUUGCAGACAUGUAUUUGAAUUUUCGGGAUUUUUGAAUUUGAUUAAAAUGUGUCAUAUGCUACUA
Arachis stenosperma is the source of this 4246-nucleotide messenger RNA. Its product is annotated as putative disease resistance RPP13-like protein 1. The transcript has 2 exons. Gene Ontology annotation, biological process: defense response to other organism. Gene Ontology annotation, molecular function: ADP binding. The coding region runs from base 185 to 3877 and encodes 1230 amino acids. The record is from RefSeq and is a predicted model, not a curated record. NCBI's taxonomy places the organism in Eukaryota, Viridiplantae, Streptophyta, Magnoliopsida, Fabales, Fabaceae.